UGUAGAUGAGAAACUGAGGUCUAGAUUAAGUUAAGUCCUUGAAAGGCAUGCUGUUUGCAAAUGGAAAAGAGAGAGAGAGAGAGAGAGAAAAAAGAAAGUCUCGAAUUCUGCUCUGUUUAAUUUUAGGAUUUCCUAGCUUCCCCCUGUCCCUAGCUUUCUCUUUUCCCUUUAGGUUUUGUUGUUUUGUUUUGAGAAGGGCUUUUCUGUAACCAAGUCUGGCCUCCAGCUUUCUGUGUAGGAAAGGGGGAACUGAUUCUCCUGCCUGCCUCCACCUCACCAGAACUGGGAUUACAGCUUGUACCACCAUGCCUGGUUUGUGUUGUGCUGGUGACUGAACCCAGGCCACGUAUCAAUUUAUAACUACAAUGCAUCUCAAGACGUGGAACUGUCCUUGCAGAUCGGCGACACCGUCCACAUCCUGGAGAUGUAUGAGGGGCAUUUUUCCUGAAACAUACAUCCAUUUGAAGGAGGCAACUGUGGAAGAUGGAGGGCAGCAUGAAACUGUGAUUCCGGGGGAGUUGCCCCUGGUUCAGGAGCUUACGAACACUCUACGAGAAUGGGCCGUCAUCUGGCGCAAGCUCUAUGUGAACAACAAGGUCACACUAUUCCGCCAGCUGCAGCAAAUGACAUACAGUCUGAUCGAGUGGCGCUCCCAGAUCCUAUCUGGGACACUCCCCAAGGACGAACUUGCAGAGCUGAAGAAGAAGGUUACGGCCAAAAUCGACCAUGGGAACAGAAUGCUUGGGCUGGAUCUGGUUGUGCGGGACGACAACGGAAACAUCUUAGAUCCGGAUGAGACCAGCACUGUUGCCCUCUUCCGGGCCCAUGAAGUUGCUUCCAAAAGAAUAGAGGAAAAGAUCCAAGAGGAGAAGAGCAUUUUGCAGAACCUUGACUUGAGAGGUCAGGCAAUCUUCAGUACUGUCCACACCUAUGGUCUUUAUGUGAACUUCAAGAACUUUGUCUGUAACAUUGGGGAGGAUGCGGAGCUGUUCAUAGCCCUGUAUGACCCAGACCAGUCCACCUUCAUCAGUGAGAACUACCUAAUUCGCUGGGGCAGUAAUGGGAUGCCCAAGGAGAUAGAGAAGCUCAAUAACCUCCAAGCAGUGUUCACCGACCUGAGCAGUACAGACCUCAUCCGGCCACGCAUCAGCCUCGUGUGCCAGAUCGUCCGGGUGGGCCGAAUGGAACUGAAGGAGGGCAAAAAGCACACCUGUGGGCUCCGGAGGCCCUUUGGAGUAGCAGUGAUGGAUAUUAGUGAUAUCGUACAUGGGAAGGUGGAUGAUGAAGAAAAGCAGCAUUUUAUCCCCUUUCAGCAAAUUGCCAUGGAAACCUACAUCCGCCAGAGACAGCUCAUUAUGUCACCCUUGAUAACCUCCCAUGUGAUUGGAGAGAAUGAGCCACUCACUUCGGUUCUAAAUAAAGUCAUAGCUGCCAAGGAAGUGAAUCACAAAGGACAAGGUCUUUGGGUGUCCUUAAAGUUAUUGCCAGGUGACCUCACACAGGUUCAGAAGAACUUUUCACACCUGGUGGACAGAUCAACAGCGAUUGCUCGGAAGAUGGGCUUUCCAGAAAUAAUCCUGCCAGGGGAUGUUCGAAAUGAUAUUUAUGUCACCCUGAUCCAUGGGGAGUUUGAUAAGGGGAAGAAGAAGACACCCAAGAAUGUGGAGGUGACCAUGUCUGUGUUUGAUGAGGAAGGCAACCUUUUAGAGAAAGCCAUUCAUCCUGGAGCUGGGUACGAAGGCGUCUCAGAGUACAAGUCCGUGGUGUAUUAUCAAGUCAAGCAACCUUGUUGGUACGAGACAGUCAAGGUCUUCAUUGCUAUCGAGGAGGUCACACGCUGCCACAUAAGAUUUACCUUCAGACACAGGUCAUCUCAAGAAUCCAGAGAUAAAUCAGAGCGAGCCUUUGGGGUGGCCUUUGUGAAACUGAUGAAUGCGGACGGCACCACGCUGCAGGACGGGAGGCAUGACCUGGUGGUAUACAAGGGUGAUAAUAAGAAAAUGGAAGAUGCUAAAUACUAUCUGACUCUGCCUGGGACCAAAGCAGAGCUGGAAGAAAAAGAACUCCAAGCAUCCAAAAACCCCUCUGUCUUUACACCCAGCAAAGAUAGCACAAAGGACAGUUUUCAGAUUGCCACUCUCAUCUGCUCCACAAAGCUUACCCAGAACGUGGACCUGCUAGGCUUACUAAACUGGCGUUCCAAUUCUCAGAACAUUAAGCACAACCUGAAGAAGUUAAUGGAAGUGGAUGGAGGAGAGAUCGUUAAGUUUUUGCAGGACACACUAGAUGCACUUUUUAACAUAAUGAUGGAAAUGUCAGACAAUGAAACAUACGACUUCCUUGUGUUCGACGCCCUGGUCUUCAUCAUUUCCCUGAUAGGAGACAUCAAGUUCCAGCAUUUUAACCCUGUACUCGAAACCUACAUUUACAAGCACUUCAGUGCCACCUUGGCACACGUGAAACUCUCCAAGGUACUGAACUUUUAUGUGGCUAAUGCGGAGGACCCUAGCAAGACGGAAUUGUUAUUUGCUGCUCUGAAAGCCUUGAAGUACCUGUUUCGAUUCAUCAUCCAGUCUCGGGUGCUCUAUUUGAGAUUUUAUGGUCAGAGUGAAGAUGGAGACGAGUUUAACAACUCAAUCCGCCAGCUGUUUCUUGCUUUCAACACGCUGAUGGACAGGCCUCUGGAAGAAGCUGUCAAGAUCAAGGGGGCAGCCUUGAAGUACCUUCCCAGCAUAAUUAAUGAUGUCAAGCUGGUGUUUGAUCCCAUGGAGCUCAGCGUGCUCUUCUGCAAGUUCAUUCAAAGCAUUCCUGACAACCAGUUGGUCCGGCAGAAACUUAACUGCAUGACCAAGAUAGUGGAGAGCAGCCUUUUCCAGCAGGCGGAGUGCAGGGAGGUGCUGUUGCCGCUACUGACAGACCAGCUAAGUGGCCAGCUGGACGACCACUCGACCAAACCCGACCAUGAGGCGAGCUCACAGCUUCUAAGCAACAUACUAGAGGUGCUGGACAGGACGGAUGUGGGCCCCACUUCAGCACAUGUACAGAUGAUCAUGGAGAGGCUGUUGAGAAGGAUCAACCGGACCGUGAUUGGGAUGAGCCGACAGUCUCCUCACAUUGGCAGCUUUGUGGCUUGCAUGAUUGCCGUCUUACGACAGAUGGAGGACAGCCACUACAGCCUCUACAUCAGCACCUUCAAAACCAGACAGGAUAUCAUAGACUUUCUCAUGGAAACCUUCAUUAUGUUUAAGGAUCUGAUUGGAAAGAAUGUGUAUGCCAAAGAUUGGAUGGUCAUGAAUAUGACCCAGAGCAGAGUUUUCCUCCGUGCUAUUAAUCAGUUUGCUGAAGUUCUCACCAAAAGCUUCAUGGACCAGACAAGCUUUGAACUUCAGCUCUGGAACAAUUACUUCCAUUUGGCUGUAGCUUUUCUCACCCAUGAGUCCCUUCAGCUUGAAACUUUCUCGGAAGCCAAGCGCAACAAAAUUGUGAAAAAAUAUGGGGACAUGAGAAAGGAAAUCGGCUUUAGGAUCCGCGACAUGUGGUAUAACCUGGGACCACACAAAAUCAAAUUCAUCCCAUCCAUGGUGGGCCCCAUCCUGGAAGUCACUUUAACCCCUGAAGUGGAGCUCCGUAAGGCCACCAUCCCCAUUUUCUUUGACAUGAUGCAGUGCGAGUUCAAUUUGAGUGGAAAUGGCAACUUCCACAUGUUUGAGAAUGAGUUGAUCACAAAGCUGGAUCAGGAAGUAGAAGGUGGCCGAGGAGAUGAACAAUACAAGGUUCUUCUGGAAAAGCUACUCUUAGAGCAUUGCCGGAAACAUAAAUACCUCUCGAGCUCUGGGGAAGUCUUUGCGCUUCUGGUAAGCAGCCUCCUAGAGAACUUGCUGGACUACAGAACCAUCAUCAUGCACGAUGAAAGCAAGGAGAACCGCAUGAGCUGUACAGUAAACGUUCUGAAUUUCUAUAAAGAAAAGAAGCGAGAGGACAUAUACAUACGGUAUUUAUACAAGCUUCGAGAUUUGCACAGAGACUGUGAGAACUACACAGAAGCUGCCUACACACUCCUCUUACAUGCGGAGCUUCUGCAGUGGUCGGACAAGCCCUGUAUGCCCCAUUUGCUGCAGAGGGAUAGUUACUAUGUUUAUACCCAGCAGGAGCUUAAAGAGAAACUAUAUCAAGAGAUCAUAUCCUAUUUUGAUAAAGGCAAAAUGUGGGAGAAAGCCAUCAAGCUGAGCAAAGAGUUGGCGGAGACCUACGAGAGCAAAGUAUUUGACUACGAGGGCCUAGGCAGUCUCUUGAAAAAAAGAGCCUUGUUUUACGAGAACAUCAUUAAGGCCAUGAGGCCCCAGCCUGAGUACUUUGCUGUGGGAUACUACGGGCAGGGCUUCCCUUCCUUCCUGAGGAACAAAAUCUUCAUCUACCGGGGUAAGGAGUAUGAGAGGCGAGAAGACUUCAGCUUGAGGUUGCUGACGCAGUUCCCCAAUGCUGAGAAGAUGACCAGUACCACACCACCAGGAGAAGACAUCAGGUCAUCUCCAAAGCAGUACCUGCAGUGCUUCACUGUAAAGCCUGUCAUGAGCUUGCCGCCCAGCUACAAGGACAAACCGGUUCCAGAGCAGAUCUUAAAUUACUACAGAGCUAAUGAAGUUCAGCAGUUCAGGUAUUCCCGGCCAUUCCGGAAAGGAGAAAAAGACCCAGAAAAUGAGUUUGCCACCAUGUGGAUUGAAAGGACCACAUACACAACAGCCUAUACCUUCCCUGGGAUUCUCAAGUGGUUUGAAGUCAAACAUAUUUCAACAGAAGAAAUCAGCCCUUUGGAGAAUGCCAUAGAAACCAUGGAGCUGACCAAUGAGAGGGUUAGCAACUGUGUACAACAGCAUGCCUGGGACCAUUCCCUCUCUGUGCACCCGCUCUCCAUGCUGCUCAAUGGCAUUGUGGACCCAGCUGUCAUGGGGGGAUUCUCCAACUAUGAAAAGGCCUUUUUUACAGAAAAAUACUUACAAGCACAUCCUGAAGACCAGGAGAAGGUGGAGCUCCUCAAGCGGCUGAUUGCCUUACAAAUACCUCUGCUCGCAGAAGGGAUCCGAAUUCAUGGGGAGAAACUGACGGAGCAGCUCAAGCCACUGCAUGACCGGCUAUCUUCAUGCUUCCGGGAACUCAAGGAGAAAGUAGAGAAGCUCUAUGGGGUUAUAACGCUGCCACCCAGCAUGACAGAGAGGAAGCCAAGCCGUGCAGGUUCCAUGGUACUGCCCUACAUCCUGCCCUCCACGCUGCGCAGGCUGUCUGUCACCUCGGUGGCUUCCUCAGUGGUCUCAACCUCCUCCAACUCUUCAGACAACGCUCCUUCCAGGCCAGGAUCUGAUGGUUCCAUCCUGGAACCACUGUUUGAACGAAGAGCUUCAUCAGGUGCCAGAGUUGAAGAUCUGCCACCCAAAGAAGACAGUGAGAACCGGAUUAGCAAGUUCAAGAGGAAAGACUGGAGUCUGAGCAAGUCACAAGUCAUUGCAGAGAAAGCUCCAGAACCUGAUAUGAUGAGCCCAGGCAAAAAAACACAAAGGCCAAAGAGUCUCCAGUUGGUGGACAGCCGGCUGACACCAUUCCACAGUCCCUCACCUCUGCAGUCUACAGUCUUGAGCCCACCUCCACUCACUCCCAAAGCCAUGAGAACCCUAAGCUCCCCAUCUUUGCAGACGGAUGGGCUGAUGGCUUCUGUCCCUCCUCCACCUCCCCCCAAAAACAAACCAUACGAGAGCAGUCAGAGGAACUCGGCUGAGAUUGCUCCCCCGCUGCCUGUCCGGAGAGAUGCCAAAGCCCCACCUCCACCCCCUCCAAAGGCUCGAAAAUCAAGCAUCCUCUCUUCUGAGCCAGGCUCUCAGUGAGGCUGUCACCCUGGCUUUGUACCUCCAAGUGCUUUGGACCACUGCUUCCUGAGAAGGGCGCCCAGGAAGGGUGGCCUGUGGCACGGGGCUCCUUGCAGUGCUGCUUCUUGCACUGAGAUGGUUCCCCAACUCAGAACUGUCUUGUCUGUCUGAAUGCUGAGUCUCAUCCCCUUCAGCCCAUGGAACGUCCAGAACUGGCCAUCUGUCGGCAUGAACAAACUAGUACUCUCCCUUUCCCGUGGUGGCAUGUUGGCCUCAGCCACUGAGUUGCUAAACCUGCAGAUGCUCUGGCCUGCGGUGACACAGGGACAGUGGAGUGGGGGACAGCUCCAGCACUGACUCCUGUGUGGAUUUCUCAGUUAGCUUCUGGACAGCUGUGCUGAAAACUUCCUUCCUUCUCUUCCUGCCUGCAUCCCUGACGUGACCAGUUACCAAGUACACUCCAGGAGCCACAAUGGUUCUCUUUCCCUAAUGUCUACUGUCUCCUUUGAGGGAAAGAGCCCAUGUGCAUAGAGGAGGUGGGCCACUCUCAGGUAUGGAUGGCUUCUCUUGAGAUACCACAGACUCACAUUCUGACAUCCUCCUGAAGAAUGGCCCUCACCAUACCAUACAGCAGUCACUUGCUGUGCCUUGAAUUCCAUUGAUGCUCUUUGGUACUUGUUUCUCAUCUUCUUCCUUUGAGCUCAAAUCCUGGGCUCUAAGAGGACAUAGGAGCCUUGGCUCUACUGGCUACGUUUCCACACCCUGUUGGACUGACGAGGUGGUCCCUGCUUGCUACUUGAUUUUAUCCUGGAGAAUACAGUGAUUGAUUAUUUAUUCCUCUUGAUCAUAGAGUGAAUUUGAUUGAUUACUAAUGGUACUAAUGGCCAUACUCCUUUCAGAAGGAAAAAUUAGGAUGACUUGGAUGUCCAAAUCUUAUGUUGAUGUAGAUGACCACAAGGUGUUACUGAUGUUUUGAGUUAGAUGGGGUUUUUAAAUUCAUACACACACACACACACACACACACACACACACACACACACACACACACAUACACACACACACCUACCUCACUUUGCAGGUAAGGAAAUUAAAGCCUCUCACACAAAGUGGACUACAGGCUUUUACUAACAGCCCAGCUUGCUCACAUGCAAUGUACCCAAGAUAGCAUCUCUAACAAGGUCUUGGCUGCCUAGCCCCAGUGAGAAUGGUAUUUGAAAGCCCCAGAUAAUUCUAACAGACUUGGUUGUUGAGAGCAAAGCUGAAAGCUUUCUGGCUGUGGGUUGAGUAUACCUUGGGCAUUCUCAAAUCUCUCCAGUGGCCUUCCCCUGAAUCUUUCCUUCCAAGUUCAACUGAGCAGGGGGAUUCCAGCCGUGAGGAUCUGCCAUUGCACACCUGCCUCUUCGUUUGCACGUCUCCUCUCACCACCGCCUUUGAUAAGGGAGUUGUGCCUGGUUCAUCACAGCCAUCAAAGGAGGAAAACACAGAGGCAUGCCUGACCCAGCACUAGAGAAGUUAGGAUACACAUCCCAGAAAUGCCACAGGAAUCUCUUUACUUCCAUCAAGGAGAACCCACAUGCAGCCAUGGAAAACACGCGGGCUCUGAAAUUUUAAACUUUUUUGGUCUCAAAGCCCAGGCAUCAUCAUCAACUUUGCACUGUUUGUUUUCUCACUUUUCAAGGUGGGGAAUAUUCCCUCCUACACAGGUGGUCAUGGGGUGCAAUUAGGGUAGAAUGGGGUGUGCAGUCAGUGACUUUCUUUUCUAGACUUGGGGAAGAUCUGAUAGGGUUUAUUUUUCUUCAGGGUCUUUGAGGCUGAAUUCAGAUAUGCAUCUUCCCUAAAAAGAGAUGGCAGCCUGGGGCACCGUUUGCGUGGAAGGGUUAAUAAGAGUUGAAGAUUAUUUUAAGUAAAAAGAACCAGGCCCUGGUGAGAAGCAGAAGGAACCAGAAGGGUGCUAGAGGGCUUCCAUGGAGCUUGUGGCUUCUGAGAAGAGCUCUAGCAGACUGACUGAAAAAGGAUUUGGAGAUGUCACCAUACUUUGUGGGCUGCUACUGGAACAGAAAUGGGUGGGAAAAGACAAACCAAAUCCUCUGCCUGUUCUUGCAGUGAACAGUAGCAGAAGUGAGUCCUCAAUGUGGUCUCUGAGCAGAGCUGGACCGGUCAGUGCCUAGAUAUGCCAACUCCCUUUUCUUGUCGGGCAUUUUUCCUUGAUUCCUUUUCCCUAGCAAGGACGAGAGCAGCUUUCAGCUGCCUCGACACAAAGGACUCUGGGUAAUGUACAUAAGUGCGAGUUUACAAGGCUGGGAGAUUCACCUCUCUGGGAAGUUGUCUUAGGGCUUCUGUUGCUAUGAUUCGCUUGUAUCAAGUUGACAUAAAAACUAGCUGGCCCAGAAGCUAUGGAUGAAGGAGUUAAUUUGAUUAAAAGAAGAAUCAUUAGUCAGUACUAAAGUUGAAGUCUUCAAUGACAUUAAAUACAGAAGGGACAAGAAGAGGCAGGGCAGGAAGAAUACAGAAGGGACAAGAAGAGGCAGGGCAGGAAGAACCAGUCUUUAUUGCCCUUGCUAAGAACUCUGAGGUAGUGAAAGGCACUGGAAUCAGCUCCAAGAAUGUCACAAUCUUUAUGAAUGAAUAUUGAUGACUGGCUUGUAAGUUUGUGGUAUUGUUACAUCUCUCUCUCUUUUUUUUUUCUUUCCCUCUCUGCUAUGGUGACUUGUCUUGCUUUGAGAAUUUUUUUUUCUUCUUUUAAGGUAAGAUUUCAUUCAGCAUACAUGUGCCGAAGGCCAGACGCAGUUCUAGCUCCUUGAUACACUCAAUUGAACAGUCUGCUCUGCUAUUCACUCUAGUGUGCUGUAGGAUCAGAAAGUCAGUAGUGUGUGAGAAAGAAGCCCGAAAUAAGGCUGCUUGUCAAUGGGCUGUCUAUUCCCUCUACUUCUACCCCUUCCUUGACUCCAGAAAUGAACUCAUCUCUCCAGCCAGAGAAAUUAUACAGUUAGCCACAUUGCAGAUCCCUUGGAUAAAGCAAGCCAUGUCUCAGAAGCUGAGAUGGGACAGAUGAUAACCACCUUGUUCCUGUUUCCAAGUUGAGUCUUUUCCUCCCAGUUGCUUCUGGAUUGAGGGGCAGGUUUUCAUUUUGCAACUCAAAGGCAACUUACAUGUAGUAAAUACACAAGGCACAGGAGUACAGAGACAUCAUCACAUAACUAGACAUACAGGUGACAUUUUCUCAGAUAAACACAGUCCCAUAUCCCAGAAGGUGCCUGAGUGCCGGUGGCACCAUUCUGUGAAAGGCAAGUCCUUCUGAGUUUGUGCCUCUAUCCCUCACACUUCUCAGGUAUAAUGAACAGGGGAUAAGACCCACCCAUCAACACAAGAAGGCAGAGAUGGUAUCCCAUGUCGAGAGUCCACUUCCUUAUAUGUCUGAGACUGCAAGGAUGUGGCCAGGUUUUCUCUGCUCUGGCAUCCUUUAUUCUAAGGAAACCAAAGCAAGAUUUCUGUCCAAAGGCUUUUGCUCUAUGAACUGGAAUCCACAUCUCUCAUCCUUACUGGUGCUUUGAGCCUUCCAUGCCUGGCUAUUGUGAUCAAAAGAUUUGUGGAUAUCGAUGAGUCUAAAAUCUAUUUUUGAGGUAUUGGUAUAAAUUGUCCUAGUUCUCAAAGCAGCCUGUGGAUAGUUUUCUUCAGAGUCACUAACCUAGGCUGCUGGCUGAGCCUAGAUCUCUGUUUCCUCAUUAGGACCAGACUUCCCUUGUGUACUUUGGGGAAGUGGAUGACUCCUGUUUUCUUGGACAUUUUCAUUCCUCCAUUCUGUUAUUCAGAAUGUUAAAUGGGAUGUGCUGAAGGCGUAGCUCACUUACCUAGCUCAUGUGAGGUCCUGGAUCUAGUCUCCGUAGAGCUGAAGGAAUGAAUGUUGGCAAAAGUGAAGCGUCUCUUUGGGUGGGUUCGGCGUCAAGCCAUCAGUUGUUAGCUACAAAAGAAAUAAUUUUCCCUUGGGGGUAUUUACUUCUGGUUGACUCUUCUGACUCCCACAUGCACGCCUGUGCUCAUCUCUUAAGUUGCCUCUUGCAAGUUGCUCACCCUGUCAAAAUCCCUUCACCUGGAGUUUAUAACCAACGGGGUUUUAUACGUGGGCAGUUAGGAAGAUGUGUGUUGAAGAGUUUUGUUCAUAUUUGCUGUUAUUUAUUUUGUAAAUUAAAAAUGGAAAUGUAUUUUAAAAGUUUGUUUUACGUAUAGCUGGUUAUUGUUCUUAGAUUAAUAAAAUGAGAUCAUGGAGUUUGUAUGGGUUUUCCCUAUGGACAGCUCCUUCAGGACCCUUCACCCUCAGGACCCCUUGGGCUCAUUCCAUUACGAGUGCCUGUUGAGAUGUCUACUGUGGGAUCCCAGUGUCUGUCUUACACAGAACUAAUAAAAUCUGCAGUCUGCUCA
Molecule: messenger RNA, 10271 nt
Organism: Rattus norvegicus (Norway rat)
Lineage: Eukaryota; Metazoa; Chordata; Mammalia; Rodentia; Muridae
Source: RefSeq, a predicted model, not a curated record